CAUGUCGUCGACGGAUCAAAUUGUAACUGCCGAGUCUAUUACUUGCUUGUCAUUGGUUGAUUCAUACACUAGAAAAACUGAUACGAAUAGAUCAGCUAGUGUUUGGAUAGGAACUUCAUUGGGUUCGGUUCUGGUCCUUACCCUAUCACCACCGACAGGUGGGGGAGCUGGGGAUGAAGAUAUUACCCUAAUGCCAUCACCAUCCGGCACGAUUUUCCGGUUGAAAGGAGCCUUAAUCUGCAUUUCAUUUUACGACGUGUUAACAGUACCAGUUUGUAGCAAUGACAAUUCAGUGGAAAAUUCCCAAACGACGCCUCCAGGACCUACUUCAACUACUUCCAGACAACGAAUACAAAGGCAACAGUCGGUGUCAUCAUCGCGCGCCAAAAUCUCGCCGACAACUUCACAAGAGCAAUCGAAUGAUAAACAACUCGUCAUUUUGUGUUCGGAAAAGCAAGCUCGUGUUGUUUCGCUGCCAUCUCAUCAGGUGGUUCACAAGGCCAAGUUGACAGAUUCGUAUGUUGUCGUUAGAGCUAAUGUUAUUCAAAUUAAAGAGACUUUAUGUCUUGUGGCAUACGUUUCUAAUGGACGAAUAAUGAUUUUGAGUAUUCCAUCUUUAAGGCCACUUGUGGACUUUGAUUACAUAACACCUCAGCUACCUGAGCAAUUUGCAUCUACAUUUUGUUUCUCAACUGGAGGUCAUGCUGCUCAUAUGUGCUCACCAAGCGAGCUGCAAAAAGUAACUUUAUGCAGUCAGUCGGAACAGUUCACAGAAUCUUUAUGUGAUUUGUACGUAAAUAAGGAGGCUCCGGUUGAGCGAAAACCAACGUUAUGGUCUAGUUUGAUUCGUAAGCCUGUCAAAGUUGAUAGGCAAGAACUAUUUGGAAACUGCAGUAAGUCUACAAGUAGAUCGGUAGCACAUCUUGUUAAAGGUAAUAAACUAAGUGCCGAAAAAGGGAGAGCCGACCAAGCAACGUCUGAAAUUCAAAAAGCAAAGAUGGCAGCAUUGGAAAGAGGUGAAAAACUGGGUAAAUUGGAAGAGAACACGGCUCAGAUGAUGGAUGCCGCACGUAAUUACGCCGAAAAUGCUCAUAACUUAGCUAAACAGAUGGAAAAACGAAAAUGGUAUCAAUUGUAA
Messenger RNA from Dimorphilus gyrociliatus, 1138 nucleotides. Lineage: Eukaryota; Metazoa; Annelida; Polychaeta; Dinophilidae. The record is from the annotation of a GenBank genome assembly.